Messenger RNA from Penicillium concentricum, 714 nucleotides. RefSeq names its product class I SAM-dependent methyltransferase. The transcript has a single exon. Bases 1 to 714 code for a protein of 237 amino acids. NCBI's taxonomy places the organism in Eukaryota, Fungi, Ascomycota, Eurotiomycetes, Eurotiales, Aspergillaceae. The record is from RefSeq and is a predicted model, not a curated record.
AUGACCAUCGAAUCGCGGGACAACUACUACAAUCCCCUCGUGCUCUGGGUCUAUGAUUUCUUCGUGCAGAUCCUCACCAACACAUUCUGGUGGCGCUGCCCCACCAGAUCCGUCCUUAUUCCCUUCUUCCUCAAGAACACGAGUCAAAACCACAUGGAGGUAGGCGCCGGGACCGGCUACUUCCUCCGUGCCAAAGUCGACCACGAACUCCAAAAAAACCCCAUUCCCAAACCCAGCAAGGCGUCCAGCUCGUGGCCCAAAAAGCUUACUAUAGUCGACUUCCACUCGCAGUGUCUGACCAAGGCCGUGAACCGUAUUGCGUCCGACACGGCCGUCCAGCCGGAGUGUGUCGUGGCGAAUAUUCUGGAGCCGCUCCCACUUGCGCCGAAGAAAUUCGACUCCAUCGGCCUGAUGUACGUCUUGCAUUGUAUUCCGGUUCCCCCCAGCACCAAGGGGCGGGUAUUUGAGAACCUGAAGGAGUUCCUUGCGGACGAAGGGGUGUUUUUCGGCUCGACGGUCUUGAGCAAAGGGGUGAAGCAUAAUCUGAUCGGAGGAUUUUUGAUCUGGUUAUAUAAUUAUAUCGGCAUGUUUGGAAACCUCGAUGAUGGGAAGGAGGAGAUUUUGAAGCCCCUGAGGGAGAACUUUGAAGAAGUCGAGAGUGAGAUUGUGGGAACUGUCUUGCUGUUCAGGGCGCAGAAGCCGAGACGGUCGUAA